Messenger RNA from Telopea speciosissima, 1389 nucleotides. RefSeq lists its product as uncharacterized. The record is from RefSeq and is a predicted model, not a curated record. The transcript is spliced from 4 exons. Bases 1 to 1389 code for a protein of 462 amino acids. Lineage: Eukaryota; Viridiplantae; Streptophyta; Magnoliopsida; Proteales; Proteaceae.
AUGGCCGAUGCUGAGCUGGCCGACGUACCUUGGACUGGUGCUAGAUACACUUGGAACAAUAAAGGCUUGGGUGAGACUCGCAUUGCCUGUAAAUUAGAUCGGGUGCUGGCGAAUCUUCCAUGGUUGGAGUCCUUUCCGUCCUCUACUACGCAUUUCCAACACCCGUUGGUUUUGGAUCAUUGCCUAGUUGUGGUGUCGCUGGGUACUACAACUCGCACAUGGGGUACGCAGUUCUACUUUUUUAAUUUUGGGGCUGAUCACGAGGAUUUUCUCCCCUUGGUUCAGGAGGUUUGGGACACACCAGUUUCGGGUGGGCCUUUGUUUACCCUGGUUUCAAAGCUUAGUGCCCUUAAAGGCCAUCUCAAGGGGUGGAGUCACUCCAUCUUUCACAAUCUGGAUCAAAAGGUCAAGGACAUGGAGGGGGAGUUGACUCGUUUGCAGUCUCUCAUUGCGGGGGAUGUUUGGAUGCUUCGAUUUUGGUUGAAGAAAGGAAGCAAGAAUUGUAUUGCUGCAAUUAAUGAUAGGGAUGGGAAUUGGUUGAAAAAUGUGACUGAGAUUGAGCAGGAAGCUAUCAGGUUCUUUGAAGAUGCCUUUGCUGGCUCCCCACAGGUUAUUUGCCCUGCUUUUGAGCUUCAGGGUGACCAUUUAUUGGACUCCACGGACUGUGCCUUGCUUACCCGACCGUUCUUAGUGGAGGAAAUUAUGGGGGUGGUUUUCAAAAUGGAUAAUGACAGUGCCCCAGGGGUUGAUAGGUUUGGUGCGUACUUCUUCAAGAAGAAGUGGGGGAUCAUUGGUGAUGAGAACUCCUUUCAUGACUAUAGGCCGAUUGCAGUUAGUCCGCUUCUGUACCGUUUCAUUGCUAAACUCUUGGCAAAUCGGUUGAAGUUGGUGAUGGACAAGGUGGUGGGGGUUAAUCAGUCGGCAUUUAUAGAGGGCCGGAAUAUUACUGACAAUGUCUUGUUGGCUCAGGAGUUGAUGAAUGGGUACCAUUUGAACAAGGGAAUGCCUAGAUUCGCAGCAAAGGUUGACCUCAGAAAGGUGUAUGACUCCGUCCAGUGGAGUUUCCUUUUUACCUUGCUUCUUCGGUUGAACUUUCCUGCGACAUUUAUCACUUGGUUGACACAGUGCGUGGUUAACCCAAGGGCUUCAGUGGCUAAUGCUAUUUGGUUGAGGGAGGAGUUCCAGAAGUUCUCUGCAUUAUCUAGUCUUAUAGUCAACCAAGGAAAGUUUUCGAUUUUCUUUGCAAAUUGUGCUUCAGAGGUAGAAAGUUUCUUUGCGAAGGCGGGGCUCCCAGUGCAUUACCUGGGGGUCCUACUAGCUUCUAGGUCUCUUCGUCUGAUAGAUUACGCCCCCUUGGUCACUCGACUGGAGGAGAGGUUGGGGUCGUGA